CAUGCUGUUGUUAACGGACAGCUGAUAAACACAGGGUUGGUCAAAGAGCGGCCUCCACUCAGAUUUCCCCUUUUCUCGGGCAGUGCCUACUUUGUGGCCAGUAGGGAAUAUGUGGGCUAUGUGCUAGAGAAUGAAGACAUCCAGAAGUUCAUGGAGUGGGCCCAAGACACAUACAGCCCCGAUGAGUACCUCUGGGCCACCAUCCAAAGGAUCCCCGAAGUCCCUGGCUCACUCUCCUCAAACCAUAAGUAUGACUUGUCUGACAUGAAUGCUGUCGCUAGGUUUGUCAAGUGGCAGUACUUCGAAGGUGAUGUUUCCAAGGGCGCGCCCUACCCGCCCUGCAGUGGGGUGCACGUGCGCUCUGUGUGCGUUUUCGGGGUUGGCGACUUGAAAUGGAUGCUGCGUAAGCACCACUUUUUUGCCAAUAAGUUUGACACAGAUGUUGACCCCUUUGCCAUCCAGUGUUUGGAUGAGCAUCUGAGGCACAAAGCCCUGGUGACCUUAGAACACUGA
Messenger RNA from Nannospalax galili (Upper Galilee mountains blind mole rat), 513 nucleotides. Its product is annotated as beta-1,3-galactosyl-O-glycosyl-glycoprotein beta-1,6-N-acetylglucosaminyltransferase-like. Gene Ontology annotation, molecular function: beta-1,3-galactosyl-O-glycosyl-glycoprotein beta-1,6-N-acetylglucosaminyltransferase activity. The transcript has a single exon. Gene Ontology annotation, cellular component: membrane. NCBI's taxonomy places the organism in Eukaryota, Metazoa, Chordata, Mammalia, Rodentia, Spalacidae. The annotation marks the transcript as partial. The record is from RefSeq and is a predicted model, not a curated record.